AUGCUCCGCACACUCGCCCGUCUGCCACGCACGGGACCGCAGCCGCUGCUGCGCCGCGGCAUCAGCCGCAGCGCCGCCCGCGCCGCCGCUCGCCCGAGCAAGACGCACCUGCCCGGCCACCCCGAGUCGCCGUACGUCGCGCGCCUCGACGCCGCCUUCCUCGACGGCCGGCCGGCGGGCAUCCCCACGUAUCGCCUCACCGACGGCCAUGGCACGCUGCUCGAGGGGGUUGAUGAGGCGUCGCUCAACCUCGGGCAGGAGGAGGCCGUGGCCAUGUACCGCACCAUGCAGCUGCUGCCCGCCCUCGACCUCAUCCUCUACGCCUCGCAGCGGCAGGGCCGCGUCAGCUUCUGGAUGACGAGCUCGGGCGAGGAGGCGGCCAUCGUCGGCUCGGCCGCCGGCCUGCGUGCCACGGACGAGGUCUUUGCGCAGUACCGCGAGCUCGGCGUGCUGCUCUGGCGCGGCUAUGGGCUGGACGAAGUCAUGAACCAGGUGUUCGGUACCGCCGUCGACCACGGCAAGGCGCGCCAGAUGCCCGUGCACUUCGGCUCCACGAAGCACCACUUCCACACCAUCUCCUCGCCCCUGGCCACGCAGAUCCCGCAGGCCGCCGGCGCUGCUUACGCGCUCAAGCGCAGUCCGGGCCGCGAGGAGGAUGUGGCGGUGUGCUACUUUGGCGAGGGCGCGGCGUCCGAAGGCGACGCACACGCAGGCAUGAACAUUGCUGCCACGCUCAGAUGUCCGGUGCUCUUCAUCGUGCGCAACAACGGCUUCGCCAUCUCUACGCCCUCUGCAGAGCAGUACUGCGGCGACGGCAUCGCGUCGCGAGGGCCUGGCUACGGCAUCCCGACGAUCCGCGUCGAUGGCAACGAUGCGCUUGCGGUUCGCUCUGCCGUGCAGACGGCGCGCGCCCGUGCCAUCGCAGAGCACCGGCCAAUGCUCAUCGAGUGCAUGACGUACCGCGUGGGGCACCACUCGACGUCGGACGACUCGUCGGCGUACCGCUCCGCCUCGGACGUGGACCGGCGGCGCUCGGCCGACAACCCGCUGCACCGCAUGGCCGAGUACCUCAAGGCGCGCGGCUGGUGGAACGACAAGCAGGAGGAGGAGAUCAAGAAGAGCUACCGCCGCGACAUCGUCGCCGCCAUGUCAAAGGCCGAGAAGCUCAAGCGCCCGAGCCUCAGCAGCAUGUUCGACGACACGUACGUCGACAUGCCGGAGAAUCUCAAGGACCAACGGGCCGAGCUGGCGCGUCUCGUCGAGCUGUACGGCGAGACGGACGAGUGGAAGAAGGAGCUGCAGAAGCACGAGUUCGAGGGCAAGGACCUGGCAGAGCACCGUCGGCGGUGA
Messenger RNA from Tilletiopsis washingtonensis, 1350 nucleotides. RefSeq names its product putative 2-oxoisovalerate dehydrogenase alpha subunit mitochondrial precursor. Bases 1 to 1350 code for a protein of 449 amino acids. The record is from RefSeq and is a predicted model, not a curated record. The transcript has 6 exons. NCBI's taxonomy places the organism in Eukaryota, Fungi, Basidiomycota, Exobasidiomycetes, Entylomatales. Gene Ontology annotation, molecular function: oxidoreductase activity, acting on the aldehyde or oxo group of donors, disulfide as acceptor. Gene Ontology annotation, biological process: branched-chain amino acid catabolic process.